Molecule: messenger RNA, 1101 nt
Organism: Cyclocybe aegerita
Lineage: Eukaryota; Fungi; Basidiomycota; Agaricomycetes; Agaricales; Hemipholiotaceae
Source: the annotation of a GenBank genome assembly
AUGGCAGCAGCUUAUGAAAUUCUCAACGACCCACAAAAGCGGGCAACAUACGACGCUCAUGGGAUAGAUGGACUCCCCGGAGGUGGUGGUGGGGGUCCCGGCAUGGAUGAAUUCUUCGCCCAGUUCUUCGGCGGUGGUGGUGGCGGCCCUACGUUCGGAUUCGACUUCGGACCGGAUGUGCAUGGCGGACGGAGACGCGGGAAGGGCGAGGACUCCAUCAUACCAUAUGACGUGACUCUAGAAGACCUCUACAACGGAAAGUCCGUAAAAAUGAACAUGGAAAAGGAAGUUCUCUGCUCACAAUGCAAAGGGAGUGGAGCAAGAGGCAACGCGAAGCCUAAACCUUGUUCGACGUGCGAUGGAAAGGGCUGGACUCCUACAAAGCUGCGUCUGCCAAACGGGGCGUACGGUGCUUCAAGGGCCCAAUGUACGGAUUGCAAAGGUGCCGGCGAGAAGCUCAAGGAGAAAGAAAGGUGCAAGAAGUGCAAAGGCGAAAAGCUUGUCAAGGAAAAGACCCGACAGGAAAUUUUCAUCGAGAAGGGCAUGUCAGAUCGUCAACGGAUCGUACUUGCUGGUGCUGGAGAUCAGCAGCCUGGUAUCCCUGCAGGCGAUGUGGUCUUCAUCCUAAAAGCCGCCGUACAUGAUUCAUUCGAACGGUCUGGAAAUGACCUGCUGACUCACGUUACGAUUACUCUGUCCGAGGCUUUGCUAGGAUUCUCGCGCAUCAUCCUGACACACCUCGAUGGUCGAGGAGUUAAGCUUUCGAGUCCGCCUGGAAAGAUCAUAAAACCGCAAGAUAGCAUCGUCUUACGAGGCGAAGGCAUGCCGAUUCAUAAAAGGGCAGAUGAAAAGGGAGACCUUUAUGUCAUCUUUGACAUAGAGAUGCCAACAGAGGAGUGGAUGAAGUCGAUAGAUCUCAAGGCACUAGCGGCGGUUCUUCCUCCCAAGCGUGUGGACGUCGACCCGCAACCCGAGGUUGUGGACGUAGCAGAGUACGAAGAGAGCGACAUUGUCGAUUUUGGCGAGGACGAUGAAGACGGCUGGGAAGACGAAGACGACGAUGAUGAGCUCGGCUCUGAACCAGAGUGCCGGCCGCAGUAA